CCCGCCCACGUGCCGGGAGCGGAGCUGGCGAUUGGCGCGGUCCGGGCCCCGGGCCCGGUGUGCCCCCGGCAGGCGCGGGACGGCAGGGCCGGGCAUGGAGGAAGGGAAAGCUCACUCGGCGCCGUCGGCGGAGAAGAAAGGAGCGGACGACAAGGAGGAUGAUUUCGGCUACCGGCUUUUCCCGGACCGGAAUAAGAAGCCGCAGAGCUUCCUGGUCCGCAGCCUCUUCACCUUCCACAACAAGUGCCAGCUGAUGCUGAGGCUGACCCUGGAAACGAAUCCAUAUGCUCGACUUCUCCUUGAGGCUCUGAAGCAAUCUGGUUGCACUGUCUUCAAUGACCGACACUUUUCUUGUGAAAACUGUGAUGGCUGUGUCAGUGGAGGUUUUGAUGCUGCCACAUCUCAGAUUGUUCUCUGUCAGAACAACAUUCGCCAACAAUCCCAUAUGAACCGGGUGGUCACACAUGAAUUAAUUCAUGCAUUUGAUCAUUGCCGUGCACAUGUUGACUGGUUUAAAAAUGUCAAACACUUAGCAUGUUCAGAGAUUCGAGCUGCUAAUCUCAGUGGAGACUGUACAUUGAUGAAUGAAAUAGCCAGGUUUAAAUUUGGAUUGAAAGGGCACCAUCAGACUUGUGUACGAGACAGAGCAAUUCGUUCCAUUCUGGCUGUUCGAAAAGUUAGCAAAGAAACAGCAGAAAAAGCUGUGGAUGAAGUUUUUGAUGCCUGCUUCAAUGAUCUGGAACCUUUUGGAAGAAUCCCACACAGCAAAGCAGAUGCAAAACGUGCUUACAGAGACUUUCAGAACAGAGAUCGCUAUAAUGCUAAUUUGUAAGGGGGGAGGGGAGGGGGAACCACAUGAGAAAUUCCAUUAAUACCCAACUGUUCUGUAACAUCUGGAAUCAUAGUCUAUGCCCACAGUGCUGGUGGAAAGGGCAAAUCUGUCAAAUGUAUCAGUUAAUUUUUUAGACUUAUUUCAUGAGCCAACUUCCGUGGGAGUAAAUGGGGUAAAUGAACCAGACUAAAAACUGUGUUUCCUCACCUGUUAUUCUGGAAAGAUAAUUUAGUAUGCCAAAUAACUUGUCAAAUAAUGAUCUGCAUCUUUCAAUGUGCAUUUAAUUUUGAUUGGUCUGACUGACUAGGACUUGGUUUCUGAAAGUUUUGUUGUCAGUGAAUAAAUCUUUUCAUAAAAUCUUUACAUUUUCACUAUCUUUGAUACACAGCCAUGAACUUGAUGAUCUUCAUCACUGUAUUUUAAAAGAUGGGCACCUGAACUACAGGUCCAUGGUCUAGAUUUAAUAACUAUGGCUAAACCCAAAAUUUAGUAAUUGCCACAUUUGUUUUUGAGCUCCUCCUGAAAUUAUUGGGUGGUCUAACAUUUGUUAGUGGUGGGAAAGCUUUUGUGACUUGACUCCUUUAAUGCCCUGAAUUGCUGCUCAUGUUCUGAUUGUCUCUGGUAGUGGAGGACUGGGUAUGAUGAUCAGUGUUGCCUUCUCCUUCUCUGUGUCCCAAUAUAUUUUGUGACAACAGGACUGUCAGUGUAUGUAACUUCUUCAGGCAAUACAAUACUGAGAUUUGGCUGUGGUGAGACUUGAGCAGGAGUGAGGCACUGAACUGCUCAGGUUGGAAAUGUCAGCAUAUGUACAAAUUUGAGUGCCUGACAUGCCACAGCUGAAAGGGGGAGGUACUCCCAAGUACCUCCAGAAUUUGGCGGCCUUUAAUAGGGCCCUUGUUUGACUGUGCAGCUUUGGGCUCCUGCAAUCCACCUGUUUAUUUCACAUGCCUACAAUGCUUUGGAUCUGACCAUCAUUCUGUAAUUUGCUCCUGGGAAGUAUUCAGUCAUGUGAUAAGUCUCUAGCCCAGUGGUCCUGCUCCUAAGGUGUCACUCAGGAACAAGAUGCCUGAAGAUGACAACAGUGUGUUGCCUUUUCCUGAUCAGCAGCAAACACCUUUUGAAGAUUCAAACCUAAACACAUUCCUCAAAAAGGACAAAGCAGCACAUACAAGAAGUGCCUGAGAGAGCUGAUCAAGCUUGAAGUGCCUGAGUUCUGUUUGUGUUGGACUAUGCAUGGGUUGCAUUUAUUUGCAGGUGUAGCAUAAUUCAUACCUACAAGACACUAUUACUUCUGGGGCUAAGCAUUAAUGUAGAUCCCUCAGAAAGUCAUCCCAGUUGUACUGGAGGAAGUUGGGUCUUGACUAAGAUUCCUCAAAACUGUACUUUCAGUAGUUUUACAGAAUUUUGAAUGGAGAUUUCAUAGUCUUAUUUUCCUGGGUAAUUCAUCAGUGACUGAAAAAAUCUCAUGGCUGAAUAUCUCAACAGAAAAAAAUGGGUGUAAUAACCUAGAUACCUACGGAGAAAAUUACAUAUUGAAUUCUAAGCUUCCCAUAUUCCAUGUAGUCUGUGUAGACCUGCAGUUUCCAAAAUCCCCUGAGGAUCAGAGACACCUUGAAAACAGGAUAAUAGUGUGUGUUAAUAUUCCCUUAACCUUUACUGCUCUUCAAGUCACCGUUUUAGUCAGUAUGAUGUAUGAUGCUGGGUUUUUUAUACUUCUGAAACAUAUUCUGGCAGAUAAUCCAUUAUACCUCAUUAAACAAAGUUCUGCUUUAA
This is a messenger RNA of Corvus hawaiiensis (hawaiian crow), 2605 nucleotides long. RefSeq names its product ATP23 metallopeptidase and ATP synthase assembly factor homolog (gene ATP23). Gene Ontology annotation, biological process: mitochondrial proton-transporting ATP synthase complex assembly; mitochondrial protein processing. The record is from RefSeq and is a predicted model, not a curated record. Gene Ontology annotation, cellular component: extrinsic component of mitochondrial inner membrane. NCBI's taxonomy places the organism in Eukaryota, Metazoa, Chordata, Aves, Passeriformes, Corvidae. The transcript is spliced from 6 exons. Gene Ontology annotation, molecular function: metalloendopeptidase activity. The coding region runs from base 95 to 832 and encodes 245 amino acids.